Ostreococcus tauri is the source of this 234-nucleotide messenger RNA. Its product is annotated as Cyclin-dependent kinase, regulatory subunit. Gene Ontology annotation, biological process: regulation of mitotic cell cycle. The coding region runs from base 1 to 234 and encodes 77 amino acids. Gene Ontology annotation, molecular function: histone binding; cyclin-dependent protein serine/threonine kinase activator activity; ubiquitin binding. Lineage: Eukaryota; Viridiplantae; Chlorophyta; Mamiellophyceae; Mamiellales; Bathycoccaceae. The record is from RefSeq and is a predicted model, not a curated record. The transcript has 5 exons. Gene Ontology annotation, cellular component: cyclin-dependent protein kinase holoenzyme complex; SCF ubiquitin ligase complex.
AUGCCGCAGAUUCAGUACAGCGAAAAGUAUUACGACGACGUGUACGAGUACAGACACGUGGUUUUACCUCCGGACAUCGCGAAACUCCUUCCGAAGAACCGUUUGUUGACCGAGACCGAGUGGCGCGGAUUGGGUGUACAGCAAUCGAGAGGAUGGGUGCAUUACGCGAUUCACCGACCCGAACCGCACAUCAUGUUAUACAGGCGUCCGCUGACGGAGACGCCUCCACAGUGA